ACAUCCGGUGUUACUCUCGCAUCACAUCCGCUCGUUACCCUCAUUGUCGAAAAUGCACAUCAACGCGCGUUGCAUGCGGGUCUUCAACUCACCUUGAGCACUUUGCGACGAGAAUAUUGGAUUCUUCGCGCACGAAAUAUCGCGAAAACGGUGAUUCAUCACUGCGUCACAUGCACUCGCGAGCGAGCCUCGGUUCCGUCGCAAUUAAUGGGAGAUCUUCCGUCGGUACGAGUAACCGCGCCAGCGCGAAGUUUCUUGCAUUGUGGACUUGAUUACGCCGGACCAGUGUCAAUCCGGGUAUCUUCGGGUCGCGGCAUUAAAUCUCGGAAGGCGUAUAUUGCCUUAUUUAUAUGUUUAGCUACGCAAGCCAUUCAUUUAGAAUUAGUAUCUGAUUAUUCCACUCCCGCUUUUCUUAACGCUUACUCGCGAUUCUGCGCUCGCCGCGGGCUUCCGCUUUCAAUCUAUUCCGAUAAUGGAACCACCUUCGUCGGUGCAGAUCGCGCUCUCGAAGCG
Molecule: messenger RNA, 513 nt
Organism: Dinoponera quadriceps
Lineage: Eukaryota; Metazoa; Arthropoda; Insecta; Hymenoptera; Formicidae
Exons: 1
Biological process (GO): DNA integration
Molecular function (GO): nucleic acid binding
Source: RefSeq, a predicted model, not a curated record